Messenger RNA from Ceratosolen solmsi marchali, 830 nucleotides. RefSeq names its product SAP domain-containing ribonucleoprotein. Gene Ontology annotation, cellular component: nucleus. The record is from RefSeq and is a predicted model, not a curated record. The coding region runs from base 53 to 823 and encodes 256 amino acids. Lineage: Eukaryota; Metazoa; Arthropoda; Insecta; Hymenoptera; Agaonidae. The transcript is spliced from 7 exons. Gene Ontology annotation, biological process: poly(A)+ mRNA export from nucleus.
UCUACUGUUAAUUCAUAUGUUACAAGUUUCUUAAUUGGCAGUUCAAAAUACGAUGGCUGAUUCGUCUUAUGAGAAGGGUCUUACUGAAUUGGCAAAAAUGAAAGUUGCAGAUUUAAGGGCUGAAUUGAAGCAAAGGGGAUUAUCAAUUACAGGAAAUAAAAAUGAGCUAGUGGAACGUCUGCAACUAGCAAUUCAUGAUUCUUCACUAUCAUUGGAUGAAGCUAAUGAUGAAAUUCUUGAUGAAGAUGCAGUAUUGGGUGAUGAAGAGAUAGAAGAAACUGAAGAGUUAAGUACCAAAAUUGUUCCUCCAGAAGAAUGUGAUAAAAGAAAAUCUAAUGAUGAAAAUAAUAUUGGUACAAAAAAAAUUAUUCUUAAUAGAAAAAAUAUAAUAGAAGAAGUUAAAAUUGAUAUAGUUGAAAAUAAAGAAGCAGCUAACGAUAAAACUUUAGAAUCUGAACCCGAAAAAAAAGUUAUUAAAUUAUCUGAAUUAAAUACUAAUGAGCGACUAGAAAUGAGAGCAAAAAAAUUUGGCGUUAUAUUAUCAGAAAAUGCGAAAAAAGAAGCUCGAGCUGCUAGAUUUAAAAUGGCUUCUAAUAACACUGCCAAUUUGAUAAAUACCAAAUCUGCAGCCUCAAUUAAAAGUACUCCGGUUCACACAACUUAUGAUGUUUUAAAAAAGAGAGCAGAAAGAUUUGGAAGUAAUGUUUCAAGUUUAAUGGAAAAGGCUGAAUUAGAAGAUAAAAUAGAAAAACGUAAAGCUCGAUUUGGAGAAGUUAAAGCUAUAGAUAAAGUAGUUCCAACUAAAAUUAAACUUGUUAAAUGAUGUCCAU